This is a messenger RNA of Lindgomyces ingoldianus, 1170 nucleotides long. RefSeq lists its product as uncharacterized. The transcript has 11 exons. Lineage: Eukaryota; Fungi; Ascomycota; Dothideomycetes; Pleosporales; Lindgomycetaceae. The record is from RefSeq and is a predicted model, not a curated record. Bases 1 to 1170 code for a protein of 389 amino acids.
AUGAUCAAAGAGGAACAGGCGAGUUCACAAGCGCAGACCAAAGGUAAGGAGCGGCCAAAUACGUCUCGAUCAAGCCUGUAUAUUACAGCGCAGAUCUCCAAAUCUCCUGGACCCCUAUCUCGCAGAAAAAUUUCUUUAGUAGCCAGUCCCAGUCCUCAAAUACAUUCGCUGUUAAGCACAUGGAGCUCCGAAUACGACCAUGGGAGCCUAGCAAUGUCGCUAGGAAUCGACACUCGGACGUGUCUACGUCAGCAACCGUGGCUGAGUCUCCAGCAAGAUGAAUUCAACAUCUUUCAUGAUUCAUCUCUUCUGAGUCUAUAUAUUCCAAGUACUGUACGAGAAGUAGAUGGCGCUGCUUGGAUCCAUAGUGGAAGCGAUAUGCACACGAGCAGGUCCGAAAUACAACAAAAAAGCCACUUAUCGUUCAGCUACAAGAAGAAUGAUGCCCUCCGUGACGGCAUCGAUGUAAAACUCUCGAAGAUCUUCGAGUUCUACCUUCCACCCCCAAGAGACUCUGCCACCCUGUUUCUCGUCGACGUUCAAUUACGUCAUAUCGACAGUUAUAAUAGAAGAAAAGACCACGGAUGCUACGCCUCUAAUCUGUCUAUUUCAUUUCAAUAUCGCCACGGUUCUUUGAUAUUAACAGGUUAUGAACCUGGAGGCUUCACUUCUCAGUUUUGCUCACUCAAAUUGGCCAAUUUAGUCAUUUCAUAUCAAUUUUCUUUCCGACUUGAUUGUCGCUAUUACGACUUGAGUAUCGCUAUUAAGACUCCGAUAGGCCCGUACUUUGGGGUGCUAAAACAAACCUCGACAUGGCUCAUUUUCCGAGGAGCUAGGCGCAUCGAAAGCCUUGAAGUGGAGGAAUUGAUUAACUACGGCCGCAAACUUACGUUGUUCACAAAACCUGCUUGUUCCGAUGAAAGAAGGGAAACAGCCAUCUCGUUCGGGGUGUGCUCGGCGGCUUCGAUGCGAAAUCUAGCUGCCAACUCUAAGUUGCUAGAUGGCCUUACAUCCGACAAUAGAAAAUAUCAUGAGGUACUAUGGAAAUGGCGAAUUAUGUGGAAGCGGAAAGCUCUACGGAACGAUGCGCACAAGAGGGCGAAGGAAGAAAUUAAGGAAGCCCCUGUCGAUAGCCUAUUUUAUAGCCAUGAGCAUUUGCUCCCGUUUUAG